AUGAACCAGGCCACCUCCCUUCUCUCGCCAUCCCCUUCUUCGUCAAUCGAACGGCCGGCCGUCGAGCUGACUCCCGUCAUCGAGAAGCUGAAAAUCAUCUGCAGUGAACAUGACAUCGAUUUUCAACUAGCUGCCACAGCAACCGAGUGCUUACUCCGGCUUCGCCACACAUUCAUCGACAGUGACCACCCUCGAGAAGCGAAAGAGGAUUUUCGACAUCUACAUGGUUUUCAGACGCUGCUAGAGCUGCUUCGGAAGGUCUCGGAAUCAUAUACCCCUGAUCGGUCGUCGAAGGAAGAGAGGAAAUGUCUCUUGACCCUUUUUAAGGAUGCAUUGGCGGUUUUGGCAGAGGCGUUAAAGGAGCAUCAUGGGAAUAAGCGGUACUUUGCAAGUCGGGUCCCUCGGGGAGGGAGAGUGGCUCUAGAGGAAGCUCUUGCACUCCUGGCCCAAAAGGUGGACUGCGUACAGGGGGAUAUAGAACAGUUCUACAGUGGGAUUCUGGCGGCAGUUCUCUGCCAGGAAGCCGUCACCAGUAUAUUCACAACGUUGGACGCCAAAUUCCGAACGGCCCCGGAGCUGCUGCCCAGUGAUAUCAAGGUGGAGGUGGAUCGAUGCGUAGGAACCUCGGAGACUAUCGAAGUACCGGAUAUCCUGGGCCCUUUCAUUCGAGUGUGGUUGUCUCAAACCUCAGCCUCCUCGUCUGGCCACGGUAUCCUGAGGUUGGCUGUGCCUGCAUGCCUUUGCCAACUUGCUUCGCAUUCCCAGAGAAAUAUCACAACUCUGCAUGCUACUGGCGUGUUAUCAUGGAUUCUCCCGCUUCUAGUCAGCGACGAGCGUCCGGAGCCGGAAAAGCUAUUGUAUCAGGAGCUCGCGCGGCUGCUCUGUGCACAGGGAAUAAGCAACCUGGAGGAUGCGGUAUUCCUCUAUCAGAAAGCCCACAGUUGCCCAAAGGUGUCGCGCUUGCUUGUUGAUGUUCUGAAGGCCUCAAAGGAACCUGCAUCCAUACAGUUUGAUCUCUCACUACAUGGAUAUGGGUCAUUGGAAUUUUCAACUCUCGGGCGCUCAUUCCCACCAGCAACUUCCUCGGGGUACACGCUUUCGGUUUGGGCACGCUUUGAUCAGUUUGAUCCAAACACACAUACAACAAUAUUCGGGGCAUUUGAUCCCAGCCAGACAUGCUUCUUGCUUGCAUACCUUGAAAAAGACACCCGAAAUUUCAUAUUGCAGACCUCGAUAAGGGGGUCACGCCCCAGUGUUCGAUUCAAAUCCGUUGUUUUCGAACCUGGGCGAUGGUAUCACAUUUGCGUUGUUCACAAGAAACCCCGACCACCAUCGUAUUCCCGCGCGUCUUUGUUUAUAGAUGGUGAAUUCGUCGAACAACUCAAGAUAGAGUAUCCAUGUAUGCCCGCUACAAGCGCUCCCAGCCGAUCGGCUCGGGUUCAAGCGUUCUUUGGCACGCCUCAGGACCUGGCCAUGAGGCUGGGUAAGGGGGUUUCCAUGUCUCGAUGGUCUCUCGCAAGUGCGAUUCUUUUUGAAGAAGCCUAUAGCGACGAUAUGGUUGCUGUGUUCUAUAACCUUGGCGCCCGUUAUUAUGGCAACUUCCAAGACUGUCUUGGCUCUUUUCAGACGUACAAGGCUUCUGCCGCUCUGAACUUGCGCAAUGAGCAUUUGCACCCGGGCAAAGAAGAGCAGUCGGACAUCGUUGUUGCCAUCCGGCGGAAAGCGAGUACUCUUAUCCGUGAGGGGUCCAUAUUGCUCAAUGUCUCGCCACUCUCAGUUUUAGACGAUGAUGAUGAUAAUACCGUGGAUGAGUCUCGGCUGAUCAAGUGCCUAUCCAGACAAGCCGCCAAAAAUCUGCACCAACUAACGAAGUCUGGAGGGAAUGCAGUAGCAGUCAACGGAGCCACACCUGCGAUAAAUGACGCACUGACUCAAGCUCAUGGAAUUGGUGUCUUGACUGGUCACCCCGUUGUCACGGUACCGCACUCUCUAGACGAUGCGAGUUGGCGUAUAGGGGGAUGUGCGUCGGUUCAUCUAAAUUUGGUCCACGCGGCUGACACUGCGGAGUCGACCCUGCUGGCAGUUGAGGCACUGUACGAAGCCGUGCAAGAUAGCUGGCGGAACAGCGAGGCAAUGGAAAAGGAGAAUGGCUACGGAAUCCUUGGGGCUCUGCUGCGCGAAAAGCUUGGCUUGCCAUCGGGAGUUUCUUCCACGACACCGAAGACCCCCAACGUUUGCUCCAGUUACGAGGAGCGAUCGGCCUUGGCCUUGGAGCUUCUCCGCUUGACACUGAAGUUUGUUGGGUACGAAUUUGAACAGCCGAAUCGCUCGAUCAUCACAAACCCACUAGCGUACCGGGUCUUGCUUGUCGACCUGGAGGUAUGGAGGUAUGGGGAGGCGGCUCUCCUCGAAUUGUACUACUCCCAAUUCUGUAUAUUUGCCAGCGAAAGCCAGUUUCGCCGGUUCAAUGCAAAGCGACUGGCUCGCAUGCGCGUUAACAAGAAGUUCCUUGAAGCCCUCAAAGUAGAGGAACACACGCCUGAAGCAUUACGCCUUCAUACCGCCGCCUUUGGAUCGCUGAUGGAGGGUUGCCUAUCGGCGGACUUGCUUCGCUCUCUGGCUCUUUAUAUCACUUACGCCCUUCAUAAGCCCAGAGAAUCUAGUCGGCUGCAGAAGAAAAAAAGCAUGAGAUUCAACACGGGCGUGCGGCCAGUGACCCCUGCUGCGAAGGAUAAAUAUGUGUCAAGCACCGUGCUUGCGACUGAGAUGCUUCGGAUGUACUCUUCCUUGCUCUGCAAUGCACAUGACCUUGGUCCUAUAAAGAAGUUCGCGAGGGCCGUGACGAACAAGUGGCUUCUGUACCUUAUGUGCGAAGACGAGCCAGAGAUUGUUAUUCUCGCCACUAAGAUCAUCGCCCGUCUGUUGGCUAUCCAUGGCAGCAACUAUGACAAGAAGUUCACCGAGAAAACUGGGGGUUAUAUCAUCAUGCGGCAUUGCCUGAAAAGGUGGUGGAGAAUUCCAGCUGUAUGGUCCAUCUGCUUUGCUAUUUUGUUUGGUCUGGACGUCGGUAAGAUGAUUGUUGACAGGCCCUUCAACCAAACGGGACUUUCGGAUACCUUCCUAUCCGGCACUCAGCUGCAUAUAACCUUCCCUGAAAUCUUCCCAGUUAUCGCUGAGAUGAUGCAGAGCGCCUUGAAGGAAACAGCCUUGACCAGUGGUAGCCCGCAGUCCGACAUGCAAGGUCUUCCAAUUCUUCAGAAUGUCAAUGUUCAACCAACCAAGCGAACCAUUUUCUCUCAUACAGCCGCGACUACAGUAGCCGAAGAGCAGUUGCUAUUUGGCACUGUCAUUGAUUUCUUUGCAACCCUCCAUGUGAAGUCUCAGAGCUUUCGUGUGUUUACAACGCAGCCUGAGUACACUCAGCAUCUACUUUCGGUGCUAUUCCCAGUUGUUGUCGGCUGCGAUGCAACAAACACGGAUGCCGAAUUAAACCCUCGUGCGGGUAGUCUCGACUUUAGUGAUCAGAAUCUGGUCCUUCGCCCGCGCUCAAGAGGAGCCGCUGAGCUGCGGACAACAACCGUGGAACAACCCGGACCUCGUGAUGAUCCUGGUGGAUCACUUGGCCGUGGAUCUUCUUUCGUCCUAGUCUCGUCUGAAAGGGGGAAACCUUUACCAUCCUCUGCACGCAUUGUCUAUGCAUGUAGUCCGAGGAAAAUUGAGGAGACUGGUAACCCCGAUCAUCCUUUUGUGAUCAGCAUACUCAGUUUGGCUCUCUCUGUCUUUUCGGAGCAGUUAUUAGAACGGAAGGAUUUUUCCGGUCUUGGUUUAUACCUCAAAACACCACCAGGAUUGCUGGAACACCGGGCACACUUCAACUCGUGGGUGCUGAAAAACUUUUUGUCAACAGCACAAGAGGUCAUAUUUUCGAAGCCUCACCUACUGGCAGAACCACGCGUGCUCACCAACUUGGGGCGGUUCACGACUCACCUUGGAGAAGCAGUGUACGAAGGCUGGUUUGUUGAUGGGGCAGCGGCAACCCUCGAAUUCGCAGGGCCAAUCUUGGAGUAUCUUCAACGGCCCGAUAUCUCUUGUCUCAAGAGUAUUAGGCUGUGUAGCCAAGCCGUUUCAAUCAUCCGCUCGACUGUAUUUCGUGCCGUUUUGCUUCGGCUAUCGGAAGUCGAGGGCACGGAAGCUCUCUUGUUUUUAAAGCGUUUGUCCUACUGGCAAGUGGUUCUUCUUGCUGGAGAUGCCCAUUCAACCCACCUGCAACUGUUGUGUUACCUCUUAUAUAUCAAAUUGGAUGACGGGAACGAAGAUGUACGCUUGGCUGCGGCAGGACUCUUCAGAAUCCUGUUAGUGCAGAAGCCUGCCGACAUGGCUACAAUUCUUAGCCAUGCACCGGCAGCCCUUCAAAAGCGGCUCUCUGCUGGCUUCGAAGCUUUGAUGGGUAUGGAUGAUGCCGCAUUUUUGCAGUGGUUUAAUGAUCGAGAAGAAGACCUACAUUCUCUAUUCUUUGACGUCAUAUCCAAACACUGGGAAGAUUUCGUUCAAGAAGAGAAUUCCAAGAUCGAGGCUACAUCACGGAACCGAGUUUCCAAACGCCAAGAGAAACUGAAGCAAUGGAAACAGAUAGACGCCUUUGGUGACGAAGUGACGCGCAAGCAUGUGGCUACGUUUUCUCACUGGGCAUCAAAUAUAUCCGCAUCAGAGUUUUUGAAGCUUCAAAGGGCGCUCCAGGACCACCAAGAUGACCAAGUAUUCAUGUGGACUGCUUUCUCCCAGCUGACCAUGGACUUGCGGCGAUUUGGAGGUCUUCUGGCCGAAAACAAGGAGCGAAAGUGGCGACUUGAUCAGACAGAAGGGCGUAGCCGUAUGCGUCUUCGCAUAGUUCCGGAUGAAACCAACGAGAGACAGAACUACCAACCAAAACGGAAGGCAUCCGAGCCUCCAGCAAUCAAACUGGAUACGGAGGUCCGACCUCCCUCCAGUGGUGAUGCACUUGGAUUGACCCCUAUAGCUACUGUCGCCAACAACGAGGCCGCAGAGAGUACCUCUCAAGGCAUUGCCCCGGAUAGUCGGAGUGUGCUUGAAGACAGCUUUGAAAUGAUCGAAGAUCCAAAGGCGGAUCUUGAUGACUAUGAGGACAAGAAUCGGAAAGUUAUGCGGACUCUCCACCGCGGCGACCAAGUUGAGGGUGUGUGCAACAUGUCGCGUAUCAUUGGAUUAGAAGCAUUCGAAGGACUUCUGAUCCAAGGGAAGGAUCACAUUUACAUACUGGACAACUUCUUCCAGAGAUCAGACGGCGAAAUUGUGAAUGUAUGGCAAGCCCCGGCAGACGAACGCGACCCAUACGUUCGCAUGAUCGCCGGCCGAGAAUCAAGCGAACGCAAAGCACAAGAGCAUGAAACGAGAAGCUGGAAAUGGUCCGAUCUGAUUAGUAUUUCGAAAAGACGCUUUCUAUUUCGUGACGUGGCCUUGGAAGUCUUUUUCACAGACGGCAGCAGUUAUCUGCUGACACUCAUCUCAUCACGAGCCCGAGACGGCCUUUGCAGUCAACUCGCGGCCAAAGCUCCCCAAGUGACCGGAAGCGUUGGUCACGCACGCCCUGAGGAUGUCUGGAGGUUCGAGACCCUUCGAAGCCAAGAGGAUGCACCGCAGUCUCUCGGGUCGAAGUUUGCCAGCGUUUUCGGCCAUUCACCGGCCUAUCCAGCCACACGCAAAUGGGUCAAGGGUGAAAUCUCCAACUUCCAUUAUCUUAUGCUGAUCAACACACUCGCCGGGAGAACAUUCAAUGACCUGACGCAGUACCCAGUCUUCCCAUGGGUUCUGGCUGAUUAUACAAGUGAUGAACUCGACUUGACCAACCCUCAAACGUUCCGUGAUUUGUCCAAGCCCAUGGGCUGUCAAACCCCGGAGCGAGAGGCAGACUUCAGAGAGCGAUACAAGGCAUUCGCGGAGAUGGGCGACGACGACGCUCCACCGUUCCACUACGGCACGCACUACUCCUCGGCGAUGAUCGUUAGCUCAUAUCUCAUCCGUCUGCAGCCCUUUGUCAAGUCCUACCUUCUCCUCCAGGGAGGUACAUUUGACCAUGCUGACCGUCUCUUCUACUCCGUUGGGAAGGCCUGGGAAUCUGCGUCGCGCGGCAAUAUGUCAGACGUACGAGAGCUAAUUCCCGAAUUCUUCUACCUCUCUGAGUUCCUGGUCAAUUCGAACAAGUACGAUUUCGGCCUCCUGCAGAACAUGACGACUGUGAUUGAUUCGGUGGAGUUGCCGCCGUGGGCCAAAGGUGACCCCAAGAUCUUUAUCGCAAAACACCGCGAGGCCCUCGAAAGUCCCUACGUGACCCAGAACCUACAUCACUGGAUCGACCUGGUGUUUGGAAGCAAGCAAAAGGGAGAGGCCGCGGUCGAGGCAGUGAACGUCUUCCAUCAUCUGUCCUACCAAGGUGCCAAAGAUGUAGACUCCAUUGAUGAUCCGGUGGAACGACUAGCCACCAUCGGCAUCAUUCACAACUUCGGACAGACCCCGCAUCAGAUCUUCAACCGACCUCAUUCGCAACGAGAGGACCCCAGGCACAAGAUGCCACGACUGGAUCGUCUUGCCGAGUCACUUACCCAGCAACCACUUGCGCUUCUUGAUAUCGGAGAACGAGUAGCUUCGUUAUCAAUGAAGCAUGAUCGUCUACUGUGUGCUGCAGCUCUUCGACUCAAUAUCCCGCCGAGCUACGAUAAGUACAUGGAAUGGGGCUUCUUCGAUGGUAGUGUGAGAUUCUAUUCUGCAGAUAGCCGAAAGGUACUACUGGGCCACUUUGAGCACCUCCAUAUCGGCCAACUAUCCUGCGCGAUCUUUGCGGACUCCCGGACAUUGAUAACCGCAGGCACCGAUUGUACUGUGGCGAUAUGGACCUUUACCUCGUCCGUCAAGUCAGUCGACCUCCAGCCAGCAGGGUCGCUGUUCGGACACCGUUCGCCAGUGACGAUGCUGGCGGUGUCUCGGUCAUUUAGCACCCUUCUGUCAGCAUCUACUGACGGUCAGAUCAUGCUUUGGGAUCUCAACCGGCAGUGCUUCGUUCGGGAACUGCCCAACAACGGGCCGGUCGAUUGCGCCCGGAUUAAUGACGUGACGGGAGAGAUUAUGAUCUGUCGACGAGACCGUGUUAGCCUCUACACGCUCAACGGGUCUCUGCUCCUGGAGCAGGUUCUGUGCGACUCGGUGGAAGACUCUAUAAUGACCUGUGUCUUCUAUGAAGGGGUCAACAAUGAGUGGCAGGAACGUGAGCUGCUCUUCACCGGUCACCGAAGAGGCGUGGUCAACAUUUGGAGCAAGAUCAUCCACCAAGGACGGUUUGAACUGGAGUUAAUCCGGCAACUUCAUCAUGUGGACAGCCUCCGCGAUAACGGAGCAAAUAUCUCAGCGGGGAUAAGUUGCAUCCUUGCCCAGCCGCACGUUGUAUAUACCGGCGAUGAAGGGGGAAGAGUGUAUGAAUGGAGCUGUGUCCAGCGCCGCUGA
Messenger RNA from Aspergillus sclerotioniger CBS 115572, 7512 nucleotides. RefSeq names its product Beige/BEACH domain protein. The record is from RefSeq and is a predicted model, not a curated record. Gene Ontology annotation, molecular function: protein binding. The coding region runs from base 1 to 7512 and encodes 2503 amino acids. Lineage: Eukaryota; Fungi; Ascomycota; Eurotiomycetes; Eurotiales; Aspergillaceae. The transcript has 8 exons.